Zea mays is the source of this 5657-nucleotide messenger RNA. RefSeq lists its product as uncharacterized. The transcript is spliced from 12 exons. Gene Ontology annotation, biological process: DNA repair; telomere maintenance. The coding region runs from base 808 to 2682 and encodes 624 amino acids. Gene Ontology annotation, molecular function: DNA helicase activity. The record is from RefSeq and is a predicted model, not a curated record. NCBI's taxonomy places the organism in Eukaryota, Viridiplantae, Streptophyta, Magnoliopsida, Poales, Poaceae.
CAAUCUUACUACUCUAUUAAGUAUUUAGUGUCAGCGUUCACAAGUAAAUGAAACCGCCUUGCCCCCGCCCGUACAGCCGUGCUACGCCCAGCAGCCGACUGCCCCCGGCGAUGGCGUGCAGCAGCCGACCCCACUCCCAGCUUGCAGCCGCGCCCACGACCAGCACGAGAAGCGUCGAUCUCGUCCAACUCCCAGCGCGCAGCCGCGCCCACGACCAGCACGCCGCCGCGGAUCGCGCCCAACUCCCAGCGCGCAGCCGCGGAUCGCGUCCAGCAGCCGACCCCACUCCCAGCGGCCAGCCUCGGAUUCCACCGGGCGGGGAUCUCGCAGAUCACGCCAGGCGGGGAUCUCGGACACUCCUGAGCCGCCGCAGAUCCCGUGCUCCGCCCCCACGCCCAGCAGGCUCUCUCCCUUCCCCCGCUGUGUCUGCGUCCGCGGAUCUCUCCAUUCCCCAACAGUGCUGCAUCAAGGCCACCAUUGCAAAAUCGCUGGUCACGCCCGCGGAUCUCUCCGCCUUGCCCUCGCCCGCCUGCUGUUAAAAGGAUGAAGCCUGGGCGAGGUUCUGUUCAACUCCCACACCGAUUCGACGAGUUUCUAUUCAACUCAUAUGAAGGACAAGCCUCCACGUCGAUACAAGCAAAUCAACCCAUUUCGUUUGACAAGUACUAAUUGCACACGUCGAUAGAAUCAUAUCUUGUCACCACAUAGCAAGGAAGUCAUCUCCAUUUCGUUUGACAAGAAGGACAAGCCUCCACGUCGAUAGAAGCAAAUUAAUCCAUUUCGUUUGACAAGGGCACUCUUCUUGUUAUGGAUCAGAUAGGAUACAAUGCUGGUCGCACACCAUUCACAGACAUCUCAAACACCAUCAUUACAGGUAAUCAAAAUGAAUCGAACUCGCUUGGACUAAUUGUCGAUGCUAAGGAACAUAAGAGGCAAAGGGAUAGGGAAAGAUAUGCUGCGAUGACUGUUGAAGAAAAGAAUGAGAAAAAUAGGAAGCGUCGUGAAGCACGUCAACGAAAUAAAGGACUAUCGAUAGAGCCACUCUCAUCCAGAGACUUUAAUACGGACCAGGCAUGUGAGGUGGUUAGCUUUCCAGAUGACUGUAGCACCAUUGAUUUCACAAAUUUGUCAACACAAGACAUUGCAGGUGGAGAUGAACAAGUAAAUCUGGAUGCAUAUGAUGACAGCGAUUGGUUGCAUAGGAAUGAGACAUUCCAGGCAAACAACAUUGUCACAAGUAAAGACCUUCUGACACCAGGUUGUGUGCAUGAAACUGUUGAUAACAUACCUAAGCAUACUAUGAAAAGGGCCGCCUACUUUAGUGAGCGGUACAAAAACAUGACCCCCGUCGAGAGGGAGUCUAGACAUGUACGCCUUAGGUUGUAUAAUAAGACACCAAGACGGAAAGAUGCUAACAAAGAGUGCAGCAGAAAACGUAGAGCACUACAGGGUGACACUUUGAAUCAGGAGUCCAUCGCCAUGGAGGACCCAGUAUAUACCCCUGAGGUUGUACGUCCUACAACAUAUGGAAUUGAACCAUAUGGAUCCUCAGUUACCACUUGCGACUGGGUUAUCCCUGAAUUCGCCGUGACACCUUUCCUGCCAACUUCAACACAGACUAAGGAUGUUGGUUCACUUGAUAUGUCUACUGAGCCACUAAGACGUAGACAUCAUGUGCUAUCUGGGAUAAGACCAGCUACCUUAGGCCGUCGAAACCAACAAUUUGAAGACGACAUUGGAAGGAAUGUGGCUACAGUGACCGAGGAUACUAUUUGUGACGCUAUGGAAGGAGACGAUUGGACACAGCCCCAUCCGACUGCAGAGAUCCACACCAAUGGCAUGGUUGAACAAGGAGUGGACCAUACACAUACGAAGCCAACGUUCAUUUCCAAUGGUGAUGAUGAUGAGGGUGUCAUAUUCGAAGAGGCUGAGGAUGAUGAUGAGAACGAUGGAUACCUAUUCGCUGGGCAAUAUGAUGAGAUCGGCGAGGACAUCGAGAUUGAUGGUACUCAAGAUGAAUCUACUGCCACUGGUUUGCCUGACCCGUAUGACAAAGUGUACAGUAAUGUGCCUGAAGACACACAUAUGCUGAAGUCUGUUCCCAACUGCGGUUAUUGCACUGCGAAGAAGUUUGAGUAUGAGCCACCUGGGUUUUGUUGUCGUAGUGGGAAGGUUGAGCUAGCCCCACUGGAGACCCCUCCCCAGCUCCAGAGGUUGUGGGAUAGUACAGACUCUGAUGCUAGACACUUUCGUGAUAACAUUAGGUUUUUUAAUGGCCAUUUCUCUUUCACUUCACUGUAUUGUUGCCUCGAUAGUAUGACAACUAAUGUGAGAGAUUCUGGUAUAUACACGUUCCGAGCACAAGGCAUGAUGUACCACAAUAUCAAGUCAUUUGGUAGGGACGGUGGGGCGGAGCAUAAACACCUUGAGCUUUACUUUUACGAUGAUGAUCCCAAUCUUGAGCAUCGAUAUUGUAAGUGCCGCGAAGAAUGUCAACAGAAAGACAAAGAUGUUAUUAAACAAUUAGUUGGCAUACUCCAUGGAAACCCGUACUCUGAGCACCUUAGGAGCAUGGGCCAUGUUGAGAACCUUGAUGACUAUCGUAUCACAUUGAACCUUGACCAGACGUUGAACCAGAAGACAUAUAACACGCCUCUCACUUCAGAGGUCGCUGCUGUCUAGAUCGAGGGGAGCGAACGGCGAGGCCAGUUCAGCAAGAGUGUUAUGCUACAUGGGAAGGAUAGGUCAAGCCACGACAUCCGCUCAUACCAUGGAUGCUAUGAUGCACUAUCGUAUCCACUGUUCUUCCCUAGAGGUGAACUUGGAUGGCAUGCAAACAUACCAAAGGUCGGUGUAUCCAUGGGCGAAGUGGAUGCAUACCGUGCGACGCAUAGGGCUAGUAAUGCUAACGAUGAAGAUGCAGGUUAGUUGUUUCUUUGAUAUUUCUUACAUAACACAUUGUUAACUAUCCUUUCGGCAUCACAAAAUAAUCAAUCCUUACGUAUGCAGAAUCUCCUAACCAUCUAUGUGUGUCCGUACGUGACUAUUACUGCUACAAAUUCCAGAUUCGUCCAGGGAUAUUCAAUCCAAUACUUCAUGGUAAGCGACUUUUCCAGCAGUUCGCAGUCGACACGUACAUCAAGAUUGAGAGCUCCCGUUUAGAUUUCAUACGUAAAAACCAGGACCGGUUACGAGCUGACCUGUACCAGGGCUUGGUGGAUAGUAUGUUAGAUGGAGACAUAAGAGCAGAAAAGGUUGGGAAGCGAACUGUGCUGUCACCAUCGUUUAUUGGCGGUCCUCGUGACAUGAGACGUCGAUAUAUGGAUGCUAUGGCUCUGGUGCGGAAGUUUGGGAAACCAGACAUCUUUCUUACCAUGACAUGUAACCCCAACUGGGAUGAGAUAAGGACGGAGCUUCUCCCUGGGCAGACACCGCAAGAUCGUCCGGAUCUUGUAGUGCAUGUCUUUCACGCGAAGCUACAAGAGUUAAAGCAUAGGCUGACUAAACAUGAUAUUCUCGGUAAGGUCCGGGCCUACGUCUAUGUCGUGGAGUUUCAGAAGCGGGGUUUGCCCCAUGCCUAUUUCUACUAAUCAUGCAGAGGAAGUACAAGCUCACGUGCCCUGAGCAGUAUGACCUUUUGAUCUUAGCCGAGAUCCCAGACAAAAAGUACCCUGAACUACAAAAGAUGGUUAUCAAGCAUAUGAUGCAUGGCCCGUGCGGGUCGCUAAAUCCUAACUGCCCAUGCACUAAGGGUCGUGCAUCGUGCAAGAAUCAUUAUCCCCGGCCUUUCUGUGACACAACUUUGCAAGGGAAGGAUUCAUAUCUUGUUUAUAGACGUCGUGACGAUGGGCGUAAGGAAAAGGUUCGAGGGUUCGAAUUGGACAAUAGAUGGGUUGUCGCUUACAACUCUUACCUCCUUCGGCUCUUCAACUGUCACAUCAAUGUUGAGGCGUGCGGGAGCAUCAAGGCUGUUAAAUACCUGUUCAAGUACAUAUACAAAGGCCAUGAUCGUGCGUCUGUUGUUAUGAGAGAUGCGAGCAAGGCAGAUGAUGAUGUAGAUGAGAUCAAGCAGUACAGAGAUGCAAGGUGGGUGACCCCUCCAGAGGCCUUAUGGAGGAUAUACGGCUUUGAGCUUAGUCAGAACUCUCCACCUGUGAUGCAGUUGCAGCUCCAUCUUCUAAACAUGCACAUGGUGGCGUUUCACGAGCGCCAAAUGGUCGAGCGAGUCAUCAACCGUCCAGGUGCUGAUAGGUCAAUGCUCACAGUAUAUUUUGAGGCAAAUAGGCUACACGAGGAGGCUCGGGGCAUCCUGUAUCGUGACUUCCCUGAGUGGUACACUUGGCAGAGUGGUAAGGGCAAGGUAUGGCAACGAAGGAAACGAGAUAUGGGUGGACAAGUCGGUAGAAUAGUCUCUGCUCAUCCGGCCGAGGGAGAGCGCUACUAUCUUCGUGUUCUCCUAAACCACGUGACUGGCGCCACCUCAUAUGUGGAUCUAAGGACAAUAGAUGGUGUCACGCUACCGACUUUUCGUGAGGCAGCAGAGAGAAGGGGUCUGCUUGAGUCGGACAACACACUAGAUGACUGUCUCACUGAACGUGCUCUUUUCCAGAUGCCAUCGACGCUACGACGACUUUUUGCCACAAUAUUGGUGUACUGUGAGCCAAGCGAUGUGGCUGUACUAUGGCAGAAACACCUAGAUGCUAUGUCAGAGGACUAUCAACGCAUGAGUCAGAGCAAAACUCAUGUUGAACAGAUGGUAUUGAUUGACAUUAGGAACAUGUUGCAGUCAAUGGGAAAGGACAUAAAGACAUUCCCUCUUCCACCUAUCAUCGACGCGUAUGACAAUGCUAUAGGUACUGCUAGGGAGGUUUAUGAGGAGGAAAGUAUCGAACUGGCAUCAGCGGAUGCGGUUCUCAAGGACUCUCUUAACGAGGAACAAAUGGUCGCCUAUGAUAAGAUUAUGUCUGCCGUUAACACCGAUCAGGGCGGAUUGUUCUUUGUGGAUGGACCUGGUGGCACCGGGAAGACUUAUCUAUACAGAGUGCUGCUCGCGACGCUGCGCAAUCAGGGCAAGAUUGCAGUGGCAACAGCUACAUCUGGUGUUGCGGCUUCCAUAAUGCCUGGAGGAAGAACCGCACAUUCACGCUUCAAGAUACCUCUCACUAUUGAUGAUGGCGUUGUAUGUUGCUUCACAAAGCAGAGUGGAACCGCAGAGUUGCUACGAAAAUCAUCUCUCAUUAUCUGGGACGAGGCUUCUAUGACUAAGAGACAAGCUGUGGAGGCACUUGACAAUAGCAUGCGCGAUAUAAUGGGUCGGCUCGGACUGCCAUUCGGUGGUAAAACCAUUGUCUUCGGUGGGGAUUUCAGACAGGUCUUGCCUGUUGUUCGUAAAGGGUCAAGGGCUCAAGUGGUUGCUUCUUCGCUACGGAUGUCUUACCUAUGGGAGUCUAUGUCCCACUUAAAGCUUGUUAGCAAUAUGAGGGCAAAAAACGACCCUUGGUUUGCGGAGUAUUUGCUGCGCGUAGGUGGUGGAACUGAGGUCACAAAUAGUGAUGGCGACAUCCGUCUUCCUGACGAGGUAUGCGUGCCUUAUAGUGGGAGUGACAAUGAUCUUGACAAUCUAAUAGACUUCGUUUUCCCAAAUCUCAACGAAAAAA